CAAGUAACAUCUCUCUUGGAAGUUAAACACCACGAACUACCUACCAGCCAGCCUGUGGGAAUCUCAAUAUAGAGGAAUUAUAGCUUAUUUUAAAGCUUUUUUAUUUAUAAUAUAACACGUAAAGUUAUUUUAAUUUUUUGAUGAGUACUCUGGUUUAAAUUUUGGUAGUAUUUUCGGUGAAUGCAUAUUUUGCUUUCUUUUGAAAAUUCAGUAAAUAUUGGCUCAUAAAUUCUAAAAGUGGUGUUUGCAAUAUGUCCUCGAUUGACAGCCAUCAGGUCGCAUUUUCGCAACCAAAGUUAACUGAAACUUUACAAGUCCUGGUAGACCUAAAGGACCAGGAAGGUAAUCCCUUCGACGAUGUUUUCGAAGAACUUCCCUCUAAAAAGUACUUUCCGGACUACUAUCAAAUAAUUACCGAACCAAUUGCUUACAAAACAAUGCGAAGCAAGGCUCGCCAUGGUCAGUAUAUUUCCAUGGGAGAAUUCUAUGACGAUUUACGGCUUAUGGUGAACAAUGCUAAAACAUAUAAUGCACCAGGAAGUUUUGUUUAUGAGUGUGCAUUAUUGGUCGAAAAAUCUUUCACUGAAUUAGAAGCCAAACACUCUAGUCAACCUCCACCUAUGACAGACUCAAAGGCACCCAUCUCAGCUGAUGAGCAAGCCUCUGAAAAAAAUCCUGAAGUUUACCAGGUCAUAUCUAGCGUUAUGGAUGCUUUGAGGAAUGCUCAAGACUCAACUGGUAGAUAUCUAAUUGAUAUGUUUAUUGAUUUACCUAGCAAACGACUUUACCCGGAUUAUUACGAUAUUAUUAAAACGCCAAUGACGAUAAAAAUGAUGGAGAAACGCGUAAAGAAAAAUGAGUAUAGCUCAAUAAAGGAUUUCGAAAGUGAUUUAAACCAGAUGUAUCUAAAUGCACAAACAUACAAUGAAGCUGGAAGUUUUGUCUAUGAGGACUCGGUUGCUCUUUCAAAAAUUUCUGGCCCAAUUUUGGCAGUCAGUGAAUCUGAAGAAGCUCCAAAGGAUGUUGAGAGUAUCAAACAUGAAUCAUCGCCAAACCAGAGAAUGUCUUCCGCCGCUCCAUCUCUUGAGCCACAAACUCGAGAACCUUCCGUCGUUAGUGAUAACUUGCUGCAUGAAAAAUCUUCAAUGGAAGUAGAAAGUAAAGAGAACGUUACUGACGAAUUUCCUUCUCAAAUGUCAGCCGAUGUUGAACAGCAACCUUCGAAGCCUCGAGCCAUUGAUCAAAUCUGUCAAACUAACUACAGUGCAUUUGCCCUUAUGAAAUCUUUUCCUACACAGCCUGUUCCGGAUCUCUUAAACUCUACUCAUAAGUCAGUCUUAGGUAGGUCUGACUCUGUGUUUCCUAAUUUCCCUCAAACAAAAGUGAUUGAAAAUACGGCUGAUGUAGAACGUCUAUUCUAUUCAUUUUUCUUGUUUUCUCCUUCUCACACAUCGUUAUCCAAUCCUUUUUGUGGUUACAUUCCUUGUCCAUCUUCUAAUGCAUCAGAAAUAUCUGUUGUAAAUGUGGCACAACAGCAUGCUAUUAUGAAUGUUAUUACAAAUAUCAAUCCUAUUAUGUCUAUAAAAAACUAUAAUAUCUCGGUACUUCAUAACGGUAAACUACUUGGUCAACCUGUUGCCGCUCCUCCCCAAUUGUUACAGCUGGCCGGCCCAACGUACUGUAACAUUGAUUCAGUUAAUUAUGCUUUCGAUGUAAGAUUAGGACCGGGUAUGAAUUGUUUAGAAUUCAUAAUAGCAGCUACUGAGCCUAGUAAUAUUCAACCUGCUUCUGAAGAUAUAUCACAACCUCCUUUCACGGUCAUAGAGAAAGAACGAUUUGUACUUCUGCUCUAUUUACGUUGCUAGCAUUCUUUCAGAAAAUCAUCAUUCAAAAUAAACAUGCAAAUUUAUUUGUUUCCAUUCUGAUAUAACAUUUUAUUGUACAUUAUGAUGACGGAGAAAG
Molecule: messenger RNA, 1962 nt
Organism: Schizosaccharomyces octosporus yFS286
Lineage: Eukaryota; Fungi; Ascomycota; Schizosaccharomycetes; Schizosaccharomycetales; Schizosaccharomycetaceae
Product: RSC complex subunit Rsc4
Exons: 3
Coding region: 252-1865 (537 amino acids)
Biological process (GO): chromatin remodeling
Cellular component (GO): RSC-type complex
Molecular function (GO): protein binding
Source: RefSeq, a predicted model, not a curated record